AUAAAUAUUGAAAGUUCAAAUUUGAAGUGAUAUGAGAACAUGGCGAGAUAUUGUGAUACUGAAUAUCCAUGCUUGAUUGGUGUAUUGUACAUAUUAAUAGUUCUAAACCCAGCAACAGCGUUCGUCAUUAACGAGGGUGUUGAUUGCCCAGUUCGGAACGAGGCAGAAUCAACUUAUCAAUGCAAACCUGCAUGCAGUCCUUCGUCAACUUGCAAAAAUUCAUACGAAAAGUGUUUAUGUGACGGCCUUUGCGGAUUUUCUUGUUUGCAUACAGGUUCAAACGAAACAACAACAACUACUCAAAGCAGCGAAACUACUGGGCAUCAUUCCCAGCGCCACCCUGACCUAUUUUGGUUUAUCGGUGGAGCAGUCGUCGGCAUUUUGGUUUUAAUUGUCUUCAUAGCUGCAUGUCUUUCUUGCAAGGGGCGGUGUUGUGGAAACUGCAAAGUUUUUUUCUUUUGCUGUCCAUCGAAAAGUUAUUAUUAACCUUUUUGAAAAACUUUAAAUGUUAUCCACAGUAAAUAAAUAACGAUAAGUUACAUAUAAAAUAUAUAUAGUAUUUGAUAAAAAAAUGUUUUUAAAAUAUUUUAUCUUAUCUUUGUUAAUUCAAAGUGAAUCAUGAGUUUGCUGGUUAAUUUCCCUUCUAGGAAUGAGGAUAUACCAAAUCUCCGUUUGAAUCGCCUCCUCUGUAAACGACUAAAACUGAGUUUUGGGUUCGAUUCUGAUACCAUCUACUCUCAAUGAGUACAUUUAGGUGCAAUGUUUUAUGUAAUAAAUAUUCAAAAAUGCUUUAUUCAUUUUCAAAACCUCGAUUUUUAUUUUCAUUAAUAUUUGUCAUUAUGUGUUAAUUUGGACAUCGAACUAUCGAUUGCCGUUUUCAUGUUCAAUUGUGAACAUUACAAAUCGAAUUCAAAAAGAAGUAUUUAAAACAUCUGAUCCACUCUCUGAAUCCGUGCUGUAGAAUUCGAUGUGGUGCGAACCGUUUUUAUAUAUUCCACAAAUAAAUUCUUUGCAAAAUUUGA
Molecule: messenger RNA, 1022 nt
Organism: Styela clava
Lineage: Eukaryota; Metazoa; Chordata; Ascidiacea; Stolidobranchia; Styelidae
Source: RefSeq, a predicted model, not a curated record